GGGAAGCUCCUGCCCGGUUCUCCACGAGGGUCGCUCUGUCGGGCCGGCUGGGUCUGGUUGGGUCUCUGUCGAGCUGGGUCUGGUGGACGCUGAACGGCGAAGCCCCUUCCCGAGCCGCGGCCUCGAGGCGGUUCCCGGCGGCCGGGGCCGGAAGGCGCGGGUCCGACACGGCCGCGGACGGCGACGUGGGCCGGGCGCGAGGAGUGACCUACAAGUGUGUGUGUGCCAGUGGGCACAAACUCACCUGGACAGCAGACUGUGACACUGCGCAUCCAGCACUCCCAGCUUCCAGUUCCUGAAUCAAGUAACUCAACUCUAAAACCCUUUCUUCAGAACGCUCAGCUUCCAGCAUUCGCUGUGGGCGGGGCUCUCCUUUGACCUCCAGCAAGUGUGAGUGCGGACUGCACAUCCGGGGCUCUGUUACUAGGGAAGAGAUGAUGGCAAUGGCCUCGGCAACUGUGGUGGUUCCUGCUGAGUGGAUCAAGAACUGGGAGAAAUCUGGGAGAGGCGAGUUUUUGCGUUUAUGCCGGAUUCUCAGUGAAAGUAAAAGCUGCGACACUUUGGCUUGUAGAGAUUUCCAACAAGCUCUCUAUGAAUUGUCAUACCAUGUCAUUAAAGGAACUUUAAAGCCUGAACAGGCAUCAAAUGUUCUUAGUGACAUCAGUGAAUUUCGUGAAGAUAUCCCGCUUAUUCUUGCCGAUAUAUUCUGCAUAUUAGACAUUGAGACGAAUUGUUUAGAAGAAAAAAGCAAGAGAGAUCACUUUACACAAUUGGUAUUAGCAUGUUUAUAUUUAGUUUCAGACACAGUUCUAAAGGAACGCUUGGAUCCAGAAACCUUGGAAUCGUUAGGCCUUAUUAAGCAAUCACAGCAGUUCAAUCAAAAGUCAGUUAAAAUCAAGACAAAACUCUUUUAUAAACAGCAGAAGUUCAAUUUGUUAAGAGAAGAAAAUGAAGGUUAUGCCAAGCUUAUUGUUGAACUGGGGCAAGAUUUAUCUGGAAAUAUUACUAGUGAUUUAAUCUUAGAAAUUCUCAAAUCUUUAAUAGGAUGCUUUAAUCUGGAUCCCAAUCGAGUUUUGGAUAUCAUUUUAGAAGUGUUUGAGUGUAGGCCAGAACACCAUGAUUUCUUUAUAUCUUUAUUAGAAGCCUACAUGAAUAUGUGUGAACCACAAACACUGUGUCAUAUUCUUGGAUUCAAAUUCAAGUUUUACCAGGAUCCAAAUGGUGAGACUCCAUCAUCUUUGUAUACAGUUGCAGCAGUACUUCUGCAGUUUAAUCUUAUUGAUUUGGAUGAUCUUUAUGUACAUCUUCUUCCAGCUGAUAGUUGCAUUAUGAAUGAAUACAAACGAGAAAUUGUGGAAGCUAAGCACAUUGUUAGAAAACUUACUAUGGUUGUAUUGCCUUCUGACAAAAGUGAUGAACGAGAGAAAGAAAAGAAAAAAGAUGAUAAAGUAGAGAAGGCACCAGACAAUCAAAAACUUGGUUUGUUGGAAGCCUUGUUAACUAUUGGUGAUUGGCAGCAUGCACAGAGUAUUAUGGACCGGAUGCCUCCGUACUAUGCAGCAUCACAUAAAGUAAUAGCCCUUGCUAUUUGCAAUCUUAUACACGUAACCAUUGAGCCUCUUUACCGAAGAGUGGGUGUUCCUAAAGGUGCUAAAGGCUCACCCGUCAAUGCUUUACAAAGCAAGAAGUCACCGAAGCAGGCAGAGAGCUUUGAGGACUUAAGGAGAGACGUAUUCAGUAUGUUCUGUUAUCUUGGUCCUCACCUUUCCCAUGAUCCCAUCUUAUUUGCAAAGGUGGUGCGCAUAGGCAAGUCAUUUAUGAAGGAAUUUCAGUCUGAUGGGAAACAAGAAAAUAAAGAGAAAAUGGAAGUUAUCUUUAGUUGUUUGCUUAGCGUUACUGAUCAGGUACUGCUUCCGUCUCUUUCUUUGAUGGAUUGCAAUGCGUGUAUGUCAGAGGAACUAUGGGGAAUGUUUAAAACAUUUCCUUAUCAGUAUAGAUACCGCUUAUAUGGCCAGUGGAAGAAUGAGACUUACCACAGUCACCCACUUUUAGUGAAAGUUAAGGCCCAUACAGUAGACAGAGCCAAGUACAUCAUGAAACGUCUGACCAAGGAAAACGUGAAGCCUUCAGGAAGACAGAUUGGGAAACUGAGCCACAGCAAUCCAACCAUUUUGUUUGAUUAUGUCUUGUCACAAAUACAGAAGUAUGAUAACUUAAUAACACCUGUGGUAGACUCAUUGAAGUAUCUCACUGCGUUGAAUUAUGAUGUUUUGGCCUACUGUAUCAUCGAGGCAUUAGCUAAUCCAGAAAAAGAAAGAAUGAAACAUGAUGACACAACCAUUUCAAACUGGCUUCAGAGUCUGGCUAGUUUCUGUGGUGCAGUUUUUCGUAAAUACCCAAUUGAUCUUGCUGGUCUUCUUCAGUAUGUAGCCAAUCAGUUAAAGGCAGGCAAAAGUUUUGACCUGCUUAUAUUGAAAGAAGUGGUACAAAAAAUGGCUGGGAUAGAAGUUACAGAAGAAAUGACAAUGGAGCAGCUAGAGGCUAUGACUGGUGGGGAGCAGCUGAAAGCUGAGGGUGGAUAUUUUGGCCAGAUAAGAAACACUAAAAAAUCCUCUCAGAGAUUGAAGGAUGCAUUACUGGACCAUGAUCUUGCCCUUCCUCUUUGUUUGCUUAUGGCUCAGCAGAGGAAUGGGGUGAUCUUUCAGGAAGGCGGAGAGAAACAUUUGAAACUUGUAGGAAAGCUGUAUGACCAGUGUCAUGAUACUUUGGUACAGUUUGGUGGAUUUUUAGCAUCAAAUUUAAGCACAGAUGACUACAUAAAGAGAGUACCUCCAAUUGAUGUGCUUUGUAAUGAAUUUCAUACACCCCACGAUGCAGCAUUUUUUCUGUCUCGGCCAAUGUAUGCACACCAUAUUUCAUCAAAGUAUGAUGAACUUAAGAAAUCAGAAAAGGGAAGCAAACAGCAACAUAAAGUUCAUAAGUACAUUACAUCAUGUGAGAUGGUGAUGGCUCCUGUCCAUGAAGCCGUGGUCUCCUUACACAUUUCCAAAGUCUGGGAAGACAUCAGCCCUCAGUUCUAUACCACGUUCUGGUCUCUCACAAUGUAUGACCUUGCAGUUCCACAUACCAGCUAUGAACGAGAAGUCAAUAAACUCAAGAUUCAGAUGAAAGCAAUUGACGACAAUCAAGAAAUGCCUCUGAAUAAAAAGAAAAAAGAGAAAGAGCGCUGUACUGCCCUCCAGGACAAGCUUCUUGAAGAAGAAAAGAAACAGAUGGAACAUGUACAGCGAGUGCUACAGAGACUGAAAUUGGAAAAGGACAACUGGCUCUUAGCAAAAUCCACUAAAAAUGAGACCAUCACAAAGUUUCUCCAGUUGUGUAUAUUUCCUCGAUGUAUUUUUUCAGCAAUUGAUUCUGUUUACUGUGCUCAUUUUGUUGAGUUGGUCCAUCAACAAAAGACUCCAAAUUUCUCCACACUUCUCUGCUAUGACCGAGUUUUCUCUGACAUAAUUUACAUGGUUGCUAGCUUUACUGAAAAUGAAGCUAGUCGAUAUGGGAGAUUUCUUUGCUGCAUGUUAGAGACUGUGACUCGCUGGCAUAGUGACAGAUCCACCUAUGAGAAGGAAUGUGGAAACUAUCCAGGAUUCCUUACUAUAUUACGAGCAACUGGAUUUGAUGGUGGAAAUAAAGCUGAUCAGUUAGAUUAUGAGAAUUUUCGACAUGUUGUACAUAAAUGGCAUUAUAAACUAACCAAGGCAUCAGUACAUUGCCUUGAGACAGGUGAAUAUACUCAUAUCAGGAAUAUCUUGAUUGUGCUAACAAAAAUACUGCCAUGGUACCCCAAAGUUUUAAAUCUGGGUCAGGCUUUGGAAAGAAGAGUGCAUAAGAUCUGCCAAGAAGAGAAAGAAAAGAAGCCAGACCUAUAUGUACUAGCAAUGGUCUACUCUGGGCAAUUGAAAAGCAGAAAGUCAUACAUGAUACCUGAAAAUGAAUUUCAUCACAAAGAUCCUCCUCCGAGAAAUGCUGCAGCAAGUGUACAAAAUGGGCCUUGUAGUGGGCUGCCAUCGUCCAUAGGAAGUACAUCUAAGUCAGAUGAGAGCAGUACUGAAGAGGCUGACAAGUCACGGGAAAGGUCUCAGUGUGGUGUGAAAGCUGCUAAUAAAGCUUCUAGUGCCAUACCAAAAGGGAAUUCAAACAAUGGGAUUAGUGGCUCUAACACCAAAGCUGUUAAGGAAAAUGACAAAGAAAAAGGGAAAGAGAAAGAAAAAGAAAAAAAAGAGAAGACCCCAGCUGUUAUUCCAGAGGUUAGGGUACUUAGUAAAGACAAUAAAGAAAAACCCAAGGAAGAGCAGCCAAAUAAAGAUGAGAAAAGAGAUACCAAGGAAAGAAUGCCUAAAUCUGACAAAGAUAAGGAAAAAUUAAAGAAGGAGGAAAAAGCUAAAGAUGAGAAGUUCAGGAUCAUUGUCCCCAAUGUAGAAUCAAAAUCCACUCAAGAAAGAGAAAAAGAGAAAGAACCAUCAAGAGAAAGAGAUUUAGCAAAGGAAAUGAAAUCAAAAGAGACUGUUAAAGGCGGGGAGAAAACACCAGUUUCUGGGUCCUUGAAAUCCCCUGUUUCCCGAGCAGAUAAUGCAGAGCCCGAAAGAGAAAAACGUCGAAAGCUUGAUUCCCACCCUUCUCCAUCCCAUUCUUCCACAAUAAAGGACAGUCUGGUCAAACUCAAGGAGUCUUCAGCAAAGCUCUACAUCAACCACACUCUACCGCCAUUGUGCAAGAAUAAGGAGAGAGAAACGGACAAGAAAGAUUUGGACAGGUCAAGGGAAAGAUCCAGAGAAAGAGAGAAGAAAGACGAAAAGGACAGGAAAGAGCGGAAAAGGGAUUACUCAAACAGUGACCGGGAAGUGCCCCUAGACUCCAUCAAAAGGCGAAAGGAUGAGAAUGGAGUACUGGCGCUUUCAAAACACAAAAGUGAAGGUCCCUGUGAGUCUGCUUAUCCAAAUGAGAAAGACAAGGAAAAAAAUAAGUCAAAGUCCUCAGGCAAAGAAAAAGGUGAUUCAUUUAAACCUGAAAAGAUGGAUAAAAUAUCCAGUGGGAAAAAGGAGUCUGGACAUGAUAAAGAAAAGGUAGAAAAGAAAGAGAAAUGGGACAGUUCUGGAGAUAAGGAAGAGAAGAAACAUCAUAAGUCCUCAGACAAGCACAGAUAAUGAAGACUUUCAGCCAAGAGUGUGGGCAGGCCUCUGAGAUGAAGGUUUCCCUGCAGAGGAUGCCAGAGCUCUGUGUCACUCUCAAAACAGUAUCUUCUUUAAUUAAGAGCUCUUGGUGCUGUCCAUCUUAUGAGAAUCUGCUUUAAGUCAGAAGAUGAAUAUGCAUCACCAUCCUCUUGAGACAUUGCAAAGUCACUGGUUUUCAGACCAUUAUUUUCACCUCCGGGCAGUUUCUUGCAGCAAGAUCCCUGUGCGUACAUUUUUUUAUUGAAACAACACUACCCAGAAACAGCAUCUAUGAAAUUUUCACCAGCUGAGUCUUAGAUCACCCUUAUAAAGGGGGAAAAUCCUCUUUUCUUCAAUGGAGGACUUCUGGAAGAUAUUUGAAAAUGAUUUUGAAAGCACUCAAUUUCCCCUGAAAAUUGUUUAUUUGGUGGGGGAAAAAAAUCAUCUUUUCUAGACUGGAGGACUUCUGGGAGGACCUGCUGUGCAUUUACCAGUAUAUAAGAAAUGGGCUAUGGUAAGUUGUGGACAUUACUGCUCUACCUUCAGAGGGUGCUGGAGUCCCAACUGUAAAAAGUCUGGCAGGUGCCUUGCAGCUAUUUAGGUCCUUCAGAGACUCACUGGCUAUUUGAUCUCCAUAGCGAACUUAGAAGUUCCUACGGAGCAUAAACAUGUCCUCAAUCUGCGGAGCCUUUUCCAAUGUGCUACUUCAUCUCACAUUGAUAAGAGGAAUUUGUACAGCUCCUACUAUGUGCCAGACCCUGUUCAAAGAUAAGAGUCAAUGCCUCUAAGUUGGAUCUACACAAGUGGAGUUGUGUAGAGUGGACGAAGAGGACCAGAAUUACCACUGGAGAAUAGUUGCACUGGAGCAGGCUGUUACCUGAAUUUGUCAAGGAGCAGGGAGCAAACAGCUGCCCACAUUGCUGGCUUUGGAAAACAUCUGGCUGGAUCAAGAAACCUAGUCAACUUUUAAUGACUUCAUUGUACAACACCAACAUCAACCUGUUCUGUGGGUCAGGCUCGCUUUCUGGGAUUAAAGCUCUUGAAAUUCAUGUUCUUACAAGACCAUGAGCCAGCUCUGACAACCAUGUCAUGAUGUGCCAUUAUGUUCUUCACUGUUUUCCUUGGCAUACUCCAGUUGGCAUAGCUCAUCAUUGGCACUCAGCUGGAUAACUUAAGUGCCUUCCAAGAAUACAUGAAGGACCUUGGCAGUCAUCACAGAGCAUGGCCAGGCUCGACACCAGAUAUUGAGCAUGAUCUUCAGCAAAAUGAAGUUGGAGUCUAGUGCGGAGGGCCCGUUCGGAUGUCACACCCACCAUGAUUGACAGUAGUAUAGCAGCAAACCCUGAGUGGUGUGGUCCUCUGAGUUUUCUUUUCCUGCAACCUGGUGAGAACACAAACAGACACAUGGAGCAUUCCACUGGCAGCAUAGGUGUUGAUCGAUCAUACAGCUAGAGAUUGUGGAGCUGGCCAGACUGAAGAGACAUGAGGCAUGAAAGAGUGCUAGACGCUGUGGCCAUACCCUUAAAAAUUGCCUGUUGACUGGUGGUGACAGUGAGGUCACAGGAACAGAUGAACUGCUGGUACAGUGCACAAUCGGUUGGAGUGUUGGAACUGAUGAUACAGUGUCCCAGUCAGGCCAGCAUCUUCAGAUGACAGUGAGACUCAGCAGUCAACUUUGCCCCAGAAGUCCUUCACCUCCUUCCAAUCUACAGUGGACCCAGAAGUUGGAGGCAGAAAUAAAGAUCUGGUAAUCCACUGUGUGGUCCUGAGUGGAUUUGCCAUAACAAGUACAAGGAUAUUAUUUACGCCUGAUAAUCAUAUGAUGCUGGUCUUUAUAACUAAUUAUUAAUCUUCUGCACUUGAUUUUAUUUUCCAUAAACUUUA
Onychomys torridus (southern grasshopper mouse) is the source of this 7091-nucleotide messenger RNA. Its product is annotated as THO complex subunit 2-like. Bases 435 to 5201 code for a protein of 1588 amino acids. The record is from RefSeq and is a predicted model, not a curated record. Lineage: Eukaryota; Metazoa; Chordata; Mammalia; Rodentia; Cricetidae. Gene Ontology annotation, cellular component: THO complex part of transcription export complex. Gene Ontology annotation, biological process: mRNA export from nucleus; mRNA processing. The transcript is spliced from 11 exons. Gene Ontology annotation, molecular function: mRNA binding.